AUGAGGAGCUUCCACACUAAUACCUCAAGCACCUCAAGCUUCAUACUAACGGGCUUCCCAGAGAUGGAGAGUCUGGAGCACUGGCUGGCUGCCCUCCUGCUGCUGCUGUAUGUUAUCUCCAUCGUAGGCAAUACCCUGAUUCUCUUCAUCAUAAAGGAGGAACAGAGUUUACACCAGCCAAUGUACUACUUCCUGUCCCUUCUAUCUGUCAAUGACCUGGGAGUGUCCUUUUCUACAUUGCCUACAGUGCUUGCUUCUAUGUGUUUUCAUAUCCCAGAGACUGCCUUCAAUGCCUGCCUGGCCCAGAUGUUCUUCAUACACUUUUUCUCCUGGACAGAGUCUGGGAUUCUACUGGCCAUGAGUUUUGACCGGUACAUAGCCAUCUGUAACCCUUUGCAUUAUUCCUCAGUGCUUACUGAUGCCCGUGUGGCCCACAUGGGUAUGUCCAUCAUCAUCCGCAGUUUCUGCAUGGUCUUCCCACUUCCUUUCCUACUGAAGAGGCUACCCUUCUGUAAGGCCAAUGUUCUGACCCAUUCCUACUGCUUACACCCAGACCUGAUACGCUUACCGUGUGGAGAUACCACUAUCAACAGCAUGUAUGGGCUGUUCAUUGUCAUCUCUGCUUUUGGUGUCGAUUCAGUGCUCAUCCUCCUCUCCUAUGUGCUCAUUCUGCGCUCUGUGCUGGCCAUUGCCUCCAGAGAAGAAAGGCUUAAGACACUAAACACGUGCGUGUCGCAUGUCUCUGCUGUGCUCAUCUUCUAUGUGCCCAUGAUUAGUGUGUCAAUGGUCCACAGAUUUGUAAAGCAUGCUCCAGAGUAUGUGCACAAGUUCACAUCCCUGGUCUAUCUCUUCGUUCCUCCAAUGCUCAAUCCUAUUAUCUAUUCUAUCAAGACAAAGGAGAUUCGUAGGAGGCUGCACAAGAUGGUAUUGGGUACCAAGUUCUGA
This is a messenger RNA of Rattus rattus (black rat), 945 nucleotides long. Its product is annotated as olfactory receptor 51I2-like. Gene Ontology annotation, biological process: G protein-coupled receptor signaling pathway. The record is from RefSeq and is a predicted model, not a curated record. NCBI's taxonomy places the organism in Eukaryota, Metazoa, Chordata, Mammalia, Rodentia, Muridae. Gene Ontology annotation, cellular component: membrane. The coding region runs from base 1 to 945 and encodes 314 amino acids. Gene Ontology annotation, molecular function: G protein-coupled receptor activity; olfactory receptor activity. The transcript has a single exon.